Planococcus citri (citrus mealybug) is the source of this 931-nucleotide messenger RNA. RefSeq names its product exosome complex component Rrp46 (gene Rrp46). Gene Ontology annotation, cellular component: cytoplasmic exosome (RNase complex); nuclear exosome (RNase complex); nucleolus. NCBI's taxonomy places the organism in Eukaryota, Metazoa, Arthropoda, Insecta, Hemiptera, Pseudococcidae. Gene Ontology annotation, biological process: nuclear mRNA surveillance; poly(A)-dependent snoRNA 3'-end processing; rRNA catabolic process. The transcript has 5 exons. The record is from RefSeq and is a predicted model, not a curated record. Bases 138 to 785 code for a protein of 215 amino acids.
AAAUGUGAUUGAAGUGUGAAAUGUUUGAUGUUUGGUUUUUUGCAAAAUAAAAACAACGCGGUGGUGAUAAAAUUAAUUUAAAGUUACUAAUAAUUAAUUUUCGUUUAAAUCUGUUCCAUUUAUUCAUUCUGACAAAGAUGGCAGAAAACGCCACCGAAAUAUUGGAAACGCCCAUGUUCAAAUGCGAACUGAAUACGCUUUCGAGAGCAGAUGGCUCGUGCAUUUAUAGUCAAGAUGACACUGUCGUAGCUACAGCUGUCUAUGGUCCAGUGGAAGUGAAACAGCAUAAAAUGCAUAUUGACAAAGCUCACGUCGAGAUACUAUUUAGACCUAAAUGCGGAGCAUCUCAAUUGGAAGAUCGACUCUGCGAAUCGAUAAUUUCGAGAAUUUGUGAAACUGCUAUAAUAACCUCCGCCUACCCUCGCACAGCUAUUUAUGUAAUUAUACAAGAAAUGCAAAACGAAGGAUCACUAUUAGCUAGUACCAUAAAUGCAACAUGUUUAGCUUUAAUCCAUGCUGGAAUAUCGAUGAAUUUUCUGUUUGCUGCUGUCACUUGUGCAAUACCUCAGGAAGACGAAGAUAUUCAAUUCAAGGAAGGUACUUCUGAAGAAUGUUCGUUAACAUUUGUGUUUGAAAACACGUCGAGUAAAAUUCUUGCGAUCGAUUCGCACGGUAAAUUCACCGACGAGCAGUAUAAAAGCUGUUUGGAAGUUUGUAAACGUUCGUCCGAAGUUAUUUUUACGUUUUAUAAAGAUAUGAUAAAGAAAUAUGCUACAAAGAUGUGAUGAGUAGAAUAUGUUACCUAGUGUUUUAAUUCAAUUAUAUUAUAUUAUAAGGCGUGCCGAGUGAAGUAGUGUGUGUUAGAGUAUCUUUUGUAAAUAUUCUUGCUUAUUUGUUUUUUAUUGAAGAAUAAAUGUACUUAAAAUUAUAA